GGUGCAGGAGGAAAAGGAGUGGCCUUCUGCAGAUAGUCGCCCUCUCUGCCGGAGUAAAGUCUUCUCACUGUGGCAGCACACAGGAGGGAAAACAAAAGUUUAGAGACACAGGACAGGGAGAAGGACAGAGAGAGAGAGAGAGAGAGAGAGAGAGACAGACAUCUUCAAACCACAGUUUCUCCCAGACUGUGUGUGGGUUGAAUACAGUCAUGGCAUCAGCAGCUCCACCAAAGAGAAUGGUGUCCUCCUUCUUUAUCACUCUGGCAUCCCCCUACCGAGCCACGGUGACACAGCAGCAGCAGCCCACCCUCCAAGCCCACAGUUCCCCGGCUAGAGACAAGCAGCACACAGCUGUGCGGGUUAGCCCAAGUGAAAGUGUCCCUGUCUUGAGACACAGGAAAGAAGACGUCCUCUCUUCUCACAACAGCAAAGACAGGGGUCAUGCAGGAGCCUUGACCCACGUUUCAGGUCCUCAGAGUCCCAAACCUACCCAGACUGGACCCGGGGCAAAGAUAGAAGACAACAUAGGUGCUGCAGAGGGCCUUCCUCCUCCUCCUCCUCCUCCCCCUCCAGCUGCUGCGCGGCCUUCCCCUCAGAGAGCAGCACUCCCUGAGGAUUCAGCACUUCCACCACCACCUGCCCAGACGCCUCUCUCACACCCUUUGACCCCAGGGCAGCAGCCGCUUUACAACAAAGAGGUGGAAACAAGAACACCAUCUAGUGGGUUGAACCGAGGUGAACAAUACCAUAACAAUGGCCAGGACGCAUGUGAGGAGACUAAAGAGGUGUGUGGCUUCUGUCGGAAGCCCGUGGCUCUUUCUGAACCUGCGAUCGAGGCCUUGAACAGGACUUACCAUGACGCCUGCUUCCAGUGUAGAUCCUGUCACAUUCCCCUGGCUGGCAAACAGUACUACAACAAGGCAGGAAUCCCGCUCUGUGAAGACUGCUACCAGGCCAGUCUGGAGCUCUGUUGGUCAUGCGGCGAGGUCAUCACAGACCAUGUGAUCCGCGCCCUUGAGCGAGCGUACCAUCCUUCAUGUUUCACCUGCACAACAUGUAAACAGAAGAUCGGAGAGCAGGCGUUCGCUCAGGGAGAAGUUGGAGAAGUGUAUUGCCUCCAGGACUACUACAGGAAAUAUGCUCCAAAGUGUUGCUCCUGUAACCACCUAAUUAUUCCAAAAGAGGACGGGACUGACAGCUUCACUGUGGAAUGUCUGGGACGCUCCUACCAUGAGAACUGCUACAGAUGUGAGGUCUGUGUCAUUCAACUCUCUCCUGAACCAAACGAGCACGGCUGCUAUCCUCUGGACGGGAGGAUGCUCUGCAAAUCCUGCCACAUGAAUUUGGUACCUGCUCAGCACUAACGCCAUAAACUGCAGCUGAUGGAACAGGGCCACAAGUCCGGUCAUGGGCAUUUAAGACUCUGGCAUGUGAAUGUCACACUAACCUUUUAUUGUUUUGUUUUACAAUAAUGAAAUCUGGUUAUCAUUUUUAUAACAUAUCAUACUUUCUGAAGACCAUCGUAUUCCUCUUUUAUACUUGAUAAUUUUGCACUCAAUAAAAUCUACAAAAUGCACCAAAUAUAUUUAUGCAACAGACUUAACGCAAUAAUUAUUUGAAUAUUUCAAAGUCUUAAUUUGUAUACUGUUUCUCUAUCACAUUAAUCCUUUAUAAUAAACAUAAAAAUGUAAAUUAAAAAACAAAACAAAAAUAUAUAUGAAAGUUAAAUAAUAUAUUUUAUCUGAAACCAGGCUUCAACAUGCAUUAGAUUUGUUAAGUCGCACAUACAAUAUCGAUAAGCAUUAAGAUCAGAAAUAAGAUAUAUUUACAAAACUGAAUAGACAUUUUAAUGUGACUUUUUUUUCCUUUAAAACACGACACAAUAAGUGAUUUUUAACCACUGAUUAUGUAUCUGUACUUUUGAAUGUGAUCACAUCCAUUUUUUGAACACACAAAGAUCCUGUCUCGACCACAGAGCCUGUAUUUUGUUUUAGCAGCAGUGAACUGAUCACAUCUGGACUUUACAGUAUUAAAGUGUCAUUUGGAUCCCA
Messenger RNA from Platichthys flesus (European flounder), 2051 nucleotides. RefSeq names its product filamin binding LIM protein 1 (gene fblim1). NCBI's taxonomy places the organism in Eukaryota, Metazoa, Chordata, Actinopteri, Pleuronectiformes, Pleuronectidae. The transcript is spliced from 8 exons. Gene Ontology annotation, biological process: cell-cell adhesion. The record is from RefSeq and is a predicted model, not a curated record. Gene Ontology annotation, molecular function: filamin binding. Gene Ontology annotation, cellular component: stress fiber; focal adhesion. Bases 210 to 1364 code for a protein of 384 amino acids.